CAUGAAGUCAGUGGCUGUAACUUUCUGUGUCCUCUGCUUUCAGUUUGAAGCCCUGUAUGGAGUUGAUAGCUGCUCGUCAAGACCGUGCAAAAAUAUAGAUCAGCCUCAUGUCUCUGACUCCCAGGUGAUGGUAGAAUUUGAAAAUGGAAACUUCAAGUUCAUAUUCCCGAACCCCAAAAAUGUGAGUGAGUUCAGCAUGACCCUCUUCAAAGGGCAUGAAAAGAAGGAGAUCUGUGCACUCCAUUUGAGCAAGGAGAAAGUUAUCCCCAAGAAUAAUGUCACCUACUGUCAGACAGAGCAUUCAAAUAGCAGCACCACUUUCAUUCUUAAAAAUCUGGAAAGAAAGCACAUUGACAUUUAUACCUACUGCCUGGAGAUGUUCUUACCCCCUCCUUAUAUAGAUUGCCGUCUGAAAGAAACCUAUUUGUACAUCCAAGAUAAGGAAGACUGCAUUUCACUGGGACUCAUGUCAUGGGUAAUUAUUGGCCUGAUCCUGUUUGCCAUGAUUUCCUGUAUCUGCUGUGCUGUAGCCUGUUGCUUAAGGAACAAGAAUCAGCAGUGUGAAUCCAACUCCCAUGAGUACAACAGUGAAUACAUGCCCAUGGCAGCAGUGAAUGCAGCUAAAAAACCAAGAAUCUGAGGUAUAAGUCGCUUGUGGCAUGGAAAUUCUGGCAGCAGUUCAACUACUUGAAC
Pygoscelis adeliae (Adelie penguin) is the source of this 693-nucleotide messenger RNA. RefSeq names its product inducible T-cell costimulator-like. Gene Ontology annotation, biological process: cell-cell adhesion; T cell costimulation; T cell tolerance induction. Bases 2 to 640 code for a protein of 212 amino acids. The transcript is spliced from 6 exons. The record is from RefSeq and is a predicted model, not a curated record. Lineage: Eukaryota; Metazoa; Chordata; Aves; Sphenisciformes; Spheniscidae.